UCCGCAACGAAUCAUUCAAUUGCAGUCAAUAUUCAGCGCUAAUCUAAUAACGAAACCAAAGCACGAAGCAACGCAAUUGAAAAUGUUUUUCCAUUUGGUGCUCGUAGCGCUUGUCGCUAUCGGCACUAGUGCGGCCGGCAUUGGCAAGAAAUACCCACUUUCUGCCAAGUUCAUCGAAGAAAUCAACACAAGAGCUACAACAUGGCGAGCUGGCCAAAACUUCCAUCCCGAUACCUCCCUCCGAUACAUCCGUGGCUUGAUGGGAGUGCACCCGGAUGCAGACAAAUUCCGAGAGCCAGAAUUCGUACACGAGCUGACCGACGCAGACGAUCUGCCGGAAAACUUCGACUCCCGUGAACAGUGGCCCAACUGUCCGACGAUUCGCGAAAUCCGUGAUCAAGGGUCGUGCGGCUCCUGCUGGGCAUUCGGUGCUGUUGAGGCUAUGUCGGAUCGUGUUUGUAUCGCUUCGGCAGGUAAGAUUCAUUUCCGCUUUUCGGCCGAAGAUCUAGUCUCUUGCUGCCACACCUGCGGCUUCGGUUGUAACGGAGGAUUCCCUGGCGCUGCCUGGAGCUACUGGGUGCGAAAGGGUUUGGUGAGUGGUGGACCAUUCGGAUCGAACAUGGGUUGUCAGCCAUACGCAAUUGCCCCGUGCGAACAUCACGUCAACGGAACGCGUCCAUCCUGCGAGGGCGAAGGUGGAAAGACACCGAAGUGUGUGAAGAAGUGCCAGGAGAGCUACAGCGUACCCUACCAGAAGGAUAAACGCUUCGGUGCUUCAUCGUACUCGAUCCAACGCCAUGAAGCACAAAUCCAGAAAGAAAUCAUGACCAACGGACCGGUAGAGGGCGCGUUUACCGUGUACGAAGAUUUGCUGCACUACAAAGAGGGCGUUUAUCAGCACGUGACAGGCAAAAUGCUCGGCGGCCAUGCCAUACGGAUUCUGGGAUGGGGCGUUGAAAAUGGCACCAAGUACUGGCUGAUUGCUAACUCGUGGAACAGUGACUGGGGCGAUAAUGGUUUCUUCAAGAUCCUUCGCGGAGAAGAUCAUCUCGGCAUUGAAAGUUCCAUUUCGGCCGGUUUGCCUAAGGUCUAAGGCCGAUAGGUCUAUCAGCUUCGAUUGGUUUCGCAUCGCCAACAUAUCGCCCCAAUUUACAUACAUUCCUGGAAGUGGCGAAGCAAAAGUAAAAUUUAUCAGCGUAAAGAGGCUGAUUUAUCUAUUAACAUGAAUGUAUCUUCUCUUUUGAUAAUAAAUAAAAUGGGACAGUAUCGCUUUCGGUUAUCAAACACCCACGAA
This is a messenger RNA of Anopheles moucheti, 1294 nucleotides long. It is a transcript of the gene CtsB, whose product is annotated as cathepsin B. Gene Ontology annotation, biological process: regulation of catalytic activity. The record is from RefSeq and is a predicted model, not a curated record. NCBI's taxonomy places the organism in Eukaryota, Metazoa, Arthropoda, Insecta, Diptera, Culicidae. Bases 83 to 1093 code for a protein of 336 amino acids. Gene Ontology annotation, cellular component: lysosome. Gene Ontology annotation, molecular function: cysteine-type endopeptidase activity. The transcript has 2 exons.